Parathielavia appendiculata is the source of this 666-nucleotide messenger RNA. RefSeq lists its product as uncharacterized. Lineage: Eukaryota; Fungi; Ascomycota; Sordariomycetes; Sordariales; Chaetomiaceae. The record is from RefSeq and is a predicted model, not a curated record. The transcript has 3 exons. The coding region runs from base 1 to 666 and encodes 221 amino acids.
AUGUCCGACGAGGAACUCGACCGCGAGUGGAAGCCCAAUGGGCGGCGCCCGCAAUCCGCGAUCGCCCAGAUGUUCUCGCAAGAGCUGAUGGACAUCUUCCGCAUCGACAACAGCGUCAAUGACCUGGAUGAGAAGGUGAAGCAGCGGAAGCAACAAAUCAACUCACAGACAUCCGAGCUUGAGGCUCUCGAGGCGCGCAUCCGCGAGAUGGAGAUGAGGCUGAAAGGGCAAAUCGGCCCCGACAACCCUGGCCAGUCCAGCACAGCGGGCGCUGCUCAAUCCAACAAUACAAGCGCACCUGCGCCUCCCGAGAAAGAUUACCCGGCCGACCAGAGCCGGGCACGGGAGCAGCAGCACAAGUACGCCGGCAGCCGCCCGGGCACGGCCAAGCAGAGUCAGCCCACCGUUCCGGGUGCGCUGCCGCCGACCCCCGCGGGAAGUGAAGGUGAAUCCAAGCCUUCCGUUACCUUACCAUUCAGACCCGCCCCCCGGCCGCCAGGAACCCAAGCAGAGUUACGAUCAAGCACCAGCCAUCCUAGCCGAACACAGCCGAAGACUGCGCCGGGGGGCGAUUCGGACUCUGUCAAGUCCAUGUCCGAGAGCGUGAGUGUUGCUGACUAUGUAAUUGUCCCCGCGCCAGACGGUGAUCGCGAGCGGGAUGCCUAA